Messenger RNA from Nymphaea colorata (pocket water lily), 1607 nucleotides. RefSeq lists its product as uncharacterized. NCBI's taxonomy places the organism in Eukaryota, Viridiplantae, Streptophyta, Magnoliopsida, Nymphaeales, Nymphaeaceae. The record is from RefSeq and is a predicted model, not a curated record. The coding region runs from base 226 to 1308 and encodes 360 amino acids. Gene Ontology annotation, cellular component: EKC/KEOPS complex; cytoplasm. The transcript is spliced from 3 exons. Gene Ontology annotation, biological process: tRNA threonylcarbamoyladenosine modification.
AUGGGCGGCCAGGAUUUCAUUGUUGGCGGUUGGAUGGUGAUACGUUGUUUGGCCUGAUCCGCUCGUCCCAUCUGAAACAUCCCGCCAUUGAUCUUGUUGAGCUUUCUUCCUUAAACCCUACAUCUCUAUGCCUCACAAAAACCCUAAUAGCGACGGCAGCAGCAGCAGAAGCUCCGUUUCGACGCUCCUCAGAAACUCCAGGUUGCUUCUUCAGGUCCGGAGAAGAUGAUCGCUCUCGGGAUAGAGGGCUCGGCGAACAAGAUCGGUGUCGGAAUCGUUACCCUCGAUGCCUCCAUACUCUCGAACCCACGCCGCACCUACGUGACCCCUCCCGGCCAUGGUUUUCUCCCCAGGGAAACCGCCAAGCACCACCUGGAGCACGUCCUUCCCCUUGUGGCCGAAGCCCUGGCAGACGCAGGGCUGGACGGACCAUCCAGCAUCGACUGCAUCUGCUACACCAAGGGACCGGGCAUGGGCGCGCCGCUGCAGGUGGGCGCGGUCGCUGCAAGGAUGCUGGCGCUCGCGUGGGGCAAGCCCCUCGUGCCUGUGAACCACUGCGUUGCCCACAUCGAGAUGGGCAGAGCCGUCACCGGCGCCGACGACCCCGUCGUCCUCUACGUCAGCGGCGGGAACACCCAAGUCAUCGCUUAUAGCGAGGGUCGCUACCGAAUCUUUGGCGAAACCAUUGAUAUUGCUGUAGGGAACUGCCUCGAUCGGUUCGCUAGGGUUCUUAAGCUUUCCAACGAUCCUAGUCCUGGCUAUAACAUCGAACAGCUUGCAAAGAAAGGAAAGCAAUUCAUAGACAUACCAUAUGUUGUCAAAGGCAUGGAUGUUUCGUUUAGUGGGAUAUUGAGUUAUAUCGAAGCCACUGCUACUGAGAAGCUUGAAAAGAAUGAGUGCACACCAGCGGACCUCUGUUUCUCUCUGCAGGAAACUCUUUUUGCGAUGCUGGUUGAAAUAACAGAGCGAGCAAUGGCUCACUGCGACAAAAGCGAUGUUCUUAUAGUUGGUGGUGUUGGCUGCAAUGAACGGUUGCAGGAGAUGAUGAGGAUAAUGUGUGCAGAGAGAAAUGGGAGGUUGUUUGCCACUGAUGAUAGAUACUGUGUUGACAAUGGGGCGAUGAUUGCUUAUACAGGUCUACUUGCAUUUGCUCAUGGCAUCACGACUCCGCUGGAGGAAACUACCUUCACACAGAGAUUCCGAACUGAUGAGGUACAAGCUGUUUGGAGGGAGAAGAAGACUUCCAUUCCAAAUGGCAAUGACGAUGCCAUAACAGGUGGUGCCAAUGGCACCUUCAACUCUUGCUAACGUUGAGAAACUAUUCGUUCUUUAGUUGAUCAACUAACAAUUGCAGCAGCAAAGAUGAUAAAUAUUUCCGUAUAAUCAUCUACAACUGUAAACUACUAAACUCAUUUCUAAGUGCAUUGCCCUGCAAGAGCAAGUUGCUUAAGGAGGAUCUAGAACAGGAAGGUGUCGAGUGUUUUUUCUUGUUCUUGCCAUGUGUUGUACUACAUGAUGUCUAUUUGUAUUCUAGGUAUAUUCUUGUAGUUUCUUUUUCUCUCUUACGGAUAAUUUUUAUAUUUGAAUCUACAGCCAUGACUUCUGUC